Messenger RNA from Rotaria sp. Silwood1, 414 nucleotides. Lineage: Eukaryota; Metazoa; Rotifera; Eurotatoria; Philodinida; Philodinidae. The record is from the annotation of a GenBank genome assembly.
AUGAUAGAAUAUAGAUCUGGUCUUGGAGUAAAACCGUGGACCCCUUGGAAACCAAAGGCAUUGGUGAUAACCGUUGGUAUUGCUGCUGGUCUUGGUGUCCUAGGCUUAGCAUUAGGUUUAGGAUUGGGUAUUGGACUAAACAAUAGUAGUCAAAAUUUGGUUUUGACUAUAACUAUAACAACUACAGUAAAUACAACAACUAGUACAACAACAACAACAACUACUACUACAACACGUACAAGAACAACAAGAACAAGAUCAACAUCAACAAUAAUGACAACAACAAUUGUAACAACUAUUGCAACAACAAUUGCACCCACAGUUGCAACAACAAUUGCACCCACAGUUGCAACAACAAUAAUACCAACAACAACAAUUGCAUCAACAUUUGCAAGAACUGCAGCUGUGGGAUAA